UUUUUUUUUUUAGUUUUAUCAAGUUACCUAUGAACUCUGAGGCACCAGUGAAUACUGGACAUGCUUUUGCAAACGCAGCAGAAGAUCACGAAGAAAGAGAAGACUGGUUAAAAGCAGCAGAGGCACACUCAAAGGCAGCUGAGCAAUUUGAGAUAGCUCUUAAAGAUGCUACUGAUGCUGAGGCCACCCGAACAUUGCGACUACUGUCAUCCAAUCACACUCGAAAGGCAAACGAGUUGAACCGUAAAGCACAAAGAUUGAUAAAAAACACAGAUCAGAAUCAAAAGACAACACAAAGCAAACAACUCAAAAAGACAGGCUCAUCUUUAAUAUCAAGACUGUCUGGCAAUGAAGAAGCAGUAGGGCGUCGUAUAAGUGAAAUAGGUGAAUCCUAUGCUUUGUUAUCAAAUGAAGAUCAAGAGGAUGACCCUUUUAAUAAGUUUUUAGGAGCAGUAGACGGGUUAGUGGAUCAGCUAUUUAAUCCUGCCAUUGCAUUCACUUCAGCUCCAUUAGACGAAAAUGAUAACCCUAUUUCUUCCAUUAUAUCAAAAGAGGAUACAACAAAAAGCAUGGUUGACUCUUAUUACCUUGUACCUAAUCCAAAUAGUUUGAAACAACAAGAAAUACCAUUCACAGACGAAGCAGAGGCCACUCAAGAGGAGUCAGAAAAUGAAAAGUUAAAGAAACAAGUCGCACAGCUGACAAAGCGAUUGAAAAUGCUUGAAAUGUUUGCGGAAGAAAAUAAUACGCUGAAGAGCAGCGUACUUCAAUUUAGAAAUGAUGUUCAUAAGCAGGCGAAAAGAAUCAUGCAAUCCUAUCAUGAAUCAGCCAUGCGAUCAUCUGCUGCUGCUUUACUUGGUGGAGGUAGUAGUAGUAGUCGCUAUUCAGCCAUGCAGAGCACAAAUACUGCUCCUUCUUCACCUGAAUUAGUAUCACGCCUUAAAAAACUAGAAGAAGAAAACAAACAGUUACGAAUUCAAAAUGAGAAACAAAAAGUGCUUAUGAAUCGAUAUAAGGAAAGAUGGGAAAUGUUAAAAGAAAACGCCAAAAAAAGAAGAGCAGUUCCUACGAGUUCAACGUCAAUGGCUGAAGAAAACACACAUGAUUUGCCUUCUAUACUUUGAAAUAAAUUAUUCAGUUAAAAAAAAAAGCAAA
Molecule: messenger RNA, 1155 nt
Organism: Gilbertella persicaria
Lineage: Eukaryota; Fungi; Mucoromycota; Mucoromycetes; Mucorales; Choanephoraceae
Exons: 8
Coding region: 30-1124 (364 amino acids)
Source: RefSeq, a predicted model, not a curated record